AUGGAGACUCCCAAGAUGCCUGGAUACCCAGGCUGGGAUGUGAACGACUGGCUGAAAGAGGACUCCUUGGAUGAGGACACUGGGAUUCAAAAUAACAGAACCAGCAACAAUGCUACCUUUUUCGAUACGACUUCUGCAGCCAGGUUCCAGUCUGGGUCCACGCACCCGAGCCCCAGAAUGCCGCCGCCUGCGGUACCCGAUAUGCCUUGCAUCCCUGUCACGCCUGUGCAAGUGCCUUACGAUGAAUGCAACCUCGCAGAGACUGAUAUGUGUUACGUUGAAGAAGAGGAGGAAGAGGAGAGCGAAGAAGUGUGUUAUCGGCCAAAAUGCUCGAGUGCUGCAGCUCAAAGGAAUCAGUACAUGAGCUUGCCUUCGAAUCUGGUCCUGUCGAAGCCAGCCGGAGAAAACCCGCCGAUCGGGGUAUUCCCAGGUCCCCGGCCCCGAACCCUUCACCUCCGGCUUCUCGACGAAAUGGAGCGCGUUUGCUCCGUGUACAGUGCUCUCAAGGGUCGUCGCGAGGAAAUAAUUGCUCUCGGCCAAGCUGCGGAUCUUCAGGAAUCUAUCACAUGUCUCGAAUCUGACGUGGCACAGAUGGAAAAUGUUCGCGACGCUCUCAAGUCUGUCAACGAAGCUGUGUGUCACGAACUCAAGAUCUCUGGGGGAUUCGCGGCUUCCAAAUUUGGCAACGCUGGCAUGAUUUCGCGCGAAGUUUUGGCCGAACAGCGGAAGCAAAUGGCUCAAGUUAGGGAAGAGCGGCUGAACCGGGUGCGAACCGCGAUUGAUUCUCUCAUGUCGUCUGACAAACUCACUGAGGAAGCCUAUGAGGCCAUCAAGCUGCUGCAGAAGUGUCCGGAGGAGUGCGCGGAGGAACAACGUCGGACUGCACUGUCGUUGAACCUGAACUUACUCAAGGUUUCUGACGACGCAUUUUGCAAAGCUGUCAUGAGCAUUGACUGGAUUCUCGCCUCGUUCUGCUCCAAGGAAGCUAUUGCAGGGAAUCUGCUUCGAGCAGUGGACUCCUUCAUUGCCAGCAGCGAAGAAUCCAAUCCCCGGCUGAUGCAACUCCUCAAGUUGACCAACACUGCCAACAAACCCGAACUUCGCGGUUUAUUGGAAACUGAACAAGCCCAGUUGCUUAAAUCUCUGAGGAAGUCCCGCGAAUGCUUGUUGCGAGCCCGAGAGGCCUUCGUGUCUAAGUUCCAGCCGAUUCCAGCCAUUCAUCCCCAAAAGUCUGAUUAUCCCAAAGGUGGUUCAAGAAGAUCGUCCUCCAAAAUGAGUGGUAGUCCUGGUGGAACAUGUCAACAGAAACGAUGUCUUCGAAGAGAUGAUAUGAAUGACAUCGUGAACCCAUUGACCGUCAGGAACAUCAAGAGAGCCGGGCGUUUUUGAAAGCUUUCUUCGUAUUUUCGAUUACGUUUCUUUUGUCUAUUCUCUUUCUAUAAACGCGUUCUCUUCUGUUUACCGCAUUCACUCAAAUGUAAAAAUCAGUCAUAAUAAAUUAUUUGACGAAA
Molecule: messenger RNA, 1511 nt
Organism: Notodromas monacha
Lineage: Eukaryota; Metazoa; Arthropoda; Ostracoda; Podocopida; Cyprididae
Source: the annotation of a GenBank genome assembly